Molecule: messenger RNA, 1413 nt
Organism: Mizuhopecten yessoensis (Yesso scallop)
Lineage: Eukaryota; Metazoa; Mollusca; Bivalvia; Pectinida; Pectinidae
Exons: 3
Coding region: 1-1413 (470 amino acids)
Source: RefSeq, a predicted model, not a curated record
AUGGAGUCGCGCUGUCUGAACGAAUCUCACACUACAAAUGUACUGAUGGAGGGCCGUAUAGAGUUAACAGGAUGUCCUGCAUCUCACGCUCUCCACCCCNAUGAACAUGGCGGGGUAGGAGUUAUUUGUACCAAUGAGACUUCCACUACCAAUGAGACAUCCGGUACCAAUGAAACUUCCAGUACCAAUGAUACUUCCGGUACCAAUAAAACUUCCACUACCAUUGAGACUUCCGGUACCAAUGAGACUUCCACUACCAAUGAUACUUUCAGUACCAAUGGAACUUCCAGUACCAAUGAGACUUCCGGUACCAAUAAAACUUCCACUACCAUUGUGACUUCCGGUACCAAUGAGACUUCCACUACCAAUAAAACUUCCACUACCAAUGAGACUUCCGGUACCAAUGAAACUUCCACUACCAAUGAGACAUCCGGUACCAAUGAGACUUCCAGUACCAAUAAAACUUCCAGUACCAAUGAUACGUCCGGUACAAAUGAGACAUCCGACUUCCAGUACCGUACCAAUGAGACAUCCGGUACCAAUGAGACUUCCACUACCAAUGAGACUUCCACUACCAAUGAAACUUUCAGUACCAAUGAAACUUCCAGUACCAAUGAGACAUCCACUACCAAUAAAACUUCCACUACCAAUGAGACUUCCGGUACCAAUGAGACUUCCACUACCAAUGAGAUUUCCACUACCAAUGAGACUUCCACUACCAAUGAGACAUCCACUACCAAUGAGAUAUCCAGUACCAAUGAGACUUCCGGUACCAAUGAGACUUCCAGUACCAAUGAGACUUCCAGUACCAAUGAGACUUCCAGUACCAAUGAGACAUCCACUACCAAUGAGACAUCCAGUACCAAUGAGACUUCCGGUACCAAUGAGACUUUCUGUACCAAUGAGACUUCAAGUACAAAUGAGACUUCCGGUACCAAUGAGACUUCCGGUACCAAUGAGACUUCCAGUACCAAUGAGACUUCCAGUACCAAUGAGACUUCCGGUACCAAUGAGACUUCCAGUACCAAUGAGACUUCCAGUACCAAUGAGACUUCCAGUACCAAUGAGACAUCCACUACCAAUGAGACAUCCAGUACCAAUGAGACUUCCGGUACCAAUGAGACUUUCUGUACCAAUGAGACUUCAAGUACAAAUGAGACUUCCGGUACCAAUGAGACUUCCGGUACCAAUGAGACUUCCAGUACCAAUGAGACUUCCAGUACCAAUGAGACUUCCGGUACCAAUGAGACUUCCGAUACCAAUGAGACAUCCAGUACCAAUGAGACUUCCGAUACCAAUGAGACAUCCAGUACCAAUGAGACUUCCUGUACCAAUGAGACUUUCGGUACCAAUGAGACAUCCAGUACUACAACACCAAGGCCAAACGUGAGGUAUUGCCAUUUCAGAUAUUAG